GUGCGCGGCUCUCCGCCGUCCACACGAAGGCCCCCAACAAGCACGCGCGUCUUCUCCUGGUCUUCUGCAGCCUCCCCCCGCAGCCCCCUCCCCGCCCGGGUUCGCAUCUCCUGCUCGGGCUGCAGCAUGCGCUCGCCUCCGGUCCUCCUCCUCGCCCUGGUCCUCCUCCUCCGCGGAUGUUGCAGCACCUCCGAUGGAGGGGGGGUCUCGAACAACGGCACGGAGCACAUAGCGGAGUACCGGACGCGGCAGCACGCGACACACAACAACACAAUGAACAACAGCAACAACAGGGCGAAAACAGGCGGAAGGACAAGCAACACCGUCGCAUACAGCGCCUCGGAGCUGAGCUGCAGGGAGCUGCGUUCCUCUCGCUACAUCACAGACGGAUCCUGUCGCAGCGCCAAGCCGAUGAAGGAGCUGCUGUGCUCAGGGCAGUGCCUGCCAUCUCACCUCAUGCCCAACUCCAUCAGCCGCGGGAAGUGGUGGCGUGGCGGCACCUCGGACUACCGCUGCAUACCGGCACAUUCGCGGACCCGCCGGAUGCAGCUCCACUGUCCCAACGGCAACACUCGGACUUACAAGAUCCGCGUGGUGACCGCCUGCAAGUGCAAGCGCUUCCGGCCGCACCACAACCAGUCUGAGGCCAAGGAGCUCCCGCGGCCGCCGCGCAGCAAGAAGAACAGUCGUUUGUCUCGGGAGCGGAGCAAGAAUGACACGCCUUUGACGGGCAACUCAUACUGAUGCUUCCUUCGGCGUCUGAGGCCAAAGACACACACACAAACCAGCUGACCGACAAGCCAGGAGAUGCAAGAGACUUUUCACUCGAGACUGAAUUCAGAAGCUAACUGCUGGCCUGAGUUGAGACGUUUUCAGUCGACUAUCAGCGCAUUUGUGAAAUUUUGCAUGACAAACCUCACAAGUUGGGGCUCGCUAUGAGGAGACAUGGGACAUGUCCUCCUGAACUCUGAUAUAAACGCAUCUCGAGUGUAACAAACGUCCUGCCUGGGCCCUAAAAGCCACCUGUACAAACACGACUUCGCACCCCUGCUUGAUUUAAGGCCGACAAGGUGUUCCGAAGGGGCUGCAAUCCAUCUGCUUCUGCCGAGACGGGACGCUGGCAACUCGGAGGGUGCUCUGAUGGUGAGAUGGAGACAGCUUCAGUGAGGCCCCCACCUCAUCAGCGGUCCACAGAGCCCUUGAAGGGCCUCAGUAGCCCACAGCGGUCUCAGGCAGGGGCUCAUCUGUUAUGAGGACAAACUCCAGAGUUGGGGCAUUCCACAGAAUUCACUGAGGCUACCCUGGAAUGGACCUAUUCUGUAAAUUUACACGCACGACCACAAUGCUUCACCAUGUUCCCCGUCAUUUCCCAUUCAGGUGUUCAACUAAUCUUAACAACGUGGCCAGAUUUCAGUUAGCAAGCCAUUGUCGAGUGUAAUUCCCUGCCCAGACUGGGAGCGAUGUGAUUUCCACAAACAAACAAAUGAACUGCAUAUUUAUUUUCUUUUUCCACAUUUAAAUUAUUUAUGCAACCUUUUUAAAUAGUAAUCGCCAUUAUUGUUGUGAUGUAGUAUGAUGAUGAAAUGACUGUACAGUACAUGAAUAAAGUCAAUACACAUAUA
Messenger RNA from Doryrhamphus excisus (bluestripe pipefish), 1622 nucleotides. RefSeq names its product sclerostin (gene sost). Gene Ontology annotation, biological process: negative regulation of Wnt signaling pathway; ossification; negative regulation of BMP signaling pathway. Lineage: Eukaryota; Metazoa; Chordata; Actinopteri; Syngnathiformes; Syngnathidae. Gene Ontology annotation, molecular function: BMP binding. The record is from RefSeq and is a predicted model, not a curated record.